Molecule: messenger RNA, 9738 nt
Organism: Porites lobata
Lineage: Eukaryota; Metazoa; Cnidaria; Anthozoa; Scleractinia; Poritidae
Source: the annotation of a GenBank genome assembly
AUGGAUCUAACAACGCUAUUUCACAAUCUUCGCGAAGAAGUGUCUUGUUCAGUGUGCUCGGACUUAUUUACGGAUCCUAAACAUCUCUCCUGCCUUCACAGUUUCUGCUUAAAGUGUCUAAAAAGAUGGUACGAAACGUGCGGCGGUGGAGAGGCCAUUAAAUGUCCGAAGUGCCAAGCCCUAAGCAGAAUACCAGCAAGCGGUGAUCUGAAAGAUCUUCCAACUAGCUUUUAUUUAAACGGCUUGAUCGAUGUUCUUGCUAUUAAAGAAUGCAAAAGCACUCAAGUGACAUGCGGAAACUGCGACAAGAAGAGUUCAGAAGCUUCGUAUUGUUUCCAGUGUUGCAUAUUUUAUUGCGAGCAAUGCCUGGUUGGUCACAAUAUGAUGCGAGACAAAAAGGAACACCGCGUAUUGGCAGUGAAAGAGUUCCAAGACAACGACUACGAGGAUGUAUUGAAGCGACCAGUAUUUUGUUCAAAGGAACGACACCAGAAAGAAGAGCUUAAAUACUACUGCAAAGAAUGCGAGACGGCUCUUUGCCAAACUUGCGUCACUUUGAAUCACGGAGGUCAUGAUUUGAGAUUAAUCGAAGAAGAAGCCGAAAACAAAACACUCGAAAUAAAAUCUAUCCUUCAAUCGCAGAGAGAAGCCUUAGAUGCAAAACUGAACGUAAUUGUUCAACUAGACGAAGACUGUGCUAAAGUGAUUCAACAAAGUGAAAUCGCCAGGAGAGAUGUCCAAAGGUUUGCUGAUGGCUUGAUCAAAACAAUUCAAGCAAAAAUGAAUGAUAUUUUUACCGCUGUGGAAAACCAAACGAAGAAGUCACUCGAAAGUUUAAAAGCAAAAAGAAGUGCGAUUCAGCAACAGAUAAAUGCCACCGAAUCAUCACUGAAGGAAGCUGAUAAACUUUUAAAACGAAGUACUAACGCGGAAGUUGUUCAACUUAAAAAAUCAUUACAGACAAUCUUUCAUGGAUUGAAUCAAACCGAGCCUAUUGUUUAUGACCCCAGUAGUCUGGAAACGUUUGGUUUCGUGAAAAAUCAGAAGAUGCUUGAUGUCGUCAACGAGGAAGAAGUUGGAUUCUUGAAAGAACCUUUUCAAACAAAAGCAAGUGAAUCACUGGCUGAAGGUGAUGGACUGAAAGAAGGAACUGUUGGGCGUAAAGCUCAAUUCAAUUUGAUCACAAAAAGCGCAGAGAAAAAGCAGAGGUAUGAUGAGAGGGACCGUGUCACUGUAGAAAUCAAGGACGAGCAAGGACAAGAAUGCGUGACGGAAGUACGAGUAGAUGAUAACAAAAAUGGGACCUACAAAAUCAGUUAUUAUCCUAGAGUUCAAGGGACAUUAAAAUUAUUAGUUAAGGUAAACGGGGAACAUAUUUCUUGUAGUCCUUUUACUGUGAUUUUAAAACCAUUUCAAAUCAAACCUGUUUUAUCUUUUGGAAAGGAAGGCUCGGGUGAUGGAAUGUUUCAGCAUCCUUUUGGGGUGGCUGUGAGUGAUAGGGACGAAAUAGUAGUAGCUGACCAUGUAAACCAUCGGGUUCAAGUGUUUGACAGUAAUGGUACUUUUUUAAGAUCCUUUUGUCACGAAGGUGAAAAUGCUGGAGAGUUAGAUAAUCCUACGGGAAUAGCCAUUGAUAAGGAUAGAAAUAUUUUCAUAUCAGACUGGGGUAACCAUAGAGUACAGAUCUUUAGUUGGGAGGGGAGGCACCUGGGUUCAUUUGGCGGCAAAGGAAGCCUUGGGAGUCAUCUGUCUGGUCCUUGGGGUUUAUCUUUAGAUAACACUGGUAAUAUUAUUGUUGCUGAUACAGGUAACAAACUGAUUAAGAUGUUUACCCCGGAUGGUAGGUUUGUAAUGAAGAUAGGUGAACAGGGAUCUUUGAGUGACCCUGUUCACUGUGUUCCGUGUGGUGAAUAUUUCAUAGUGUCAGACUCAAAUGAACACUGUAUCAAAGUAUUUAACAGGGAGGGGCAUUUUCAGUACAAGUUUGGUAAGCAGGGGGAAGGGGACGGGGAGUUUAAUCAUCCAUAUUUUCUGUCAGUGACUCAGUCAAAGCACCUGUUGGUUUGUGAUGGGAAGAAUCAUAGAAUACAAGUCUUUGAACUAGAUGGGAAGUUUGUUGGAAAAUUCGGAACAAAUGGCAGCAAAUUAGGAGAAUUCAAGGAUCCAUUCUCGGUAGCUCUUUUAAGUAUUGAUCAAAUUGUUGUGUCCGAGUACAACAAUCAUCGAAUUCAGAUAUUUCAAUAAAAAUUGUCUUUUUUUCCUGGGGGAAAGGAGUAAGCAAAUCCCUCUUUGAUUAAUAAAUGUAUUUGUCAGCUGUACAGCAGUGCUAUAAUGUUAUUGUAGGCAAGUGAAGCCACAUUUAGUCCGAGGUGAACCUUGUGGUCUUAAAUCAAGUUAUGUACAUAACUUAUUUGUUGAAGGAAUGAGUUAACUGGAAUAUUUUUUUAAUAAAGUUCUGUAUUCGAUAAACGAUUUCUUCUUUAAUUCUAACUAAUAUUCAUUCGCAACCAAGUUACAGCAAGGUGGCAGUGGAAAGCUUUUUGGAAACAGAAAUACGUUAUUGCUGAAUACCUAUUUGUGCUUCAGAAACUUCAAUAAGCAUAUUCUUGUGAAAGUACAUGUAAAAUUUAUCUGACUCUGAUGACCGAAAAGUCAGACGAGAGAUUCAGCCUUGGGGAGAUACGGAGUUGAAUGACUAAAACAGUGGAAUGCUGUGCUACUGAUUAGGAAGGUCGGAGGAAGGAGAGGUCAUUGGAAAUGAAUUAAAAAGUGAAAAAUUCAACAAAAACCUUAUACAUGUAUAUUCCGCAAAAAAAAAAAUAUUCAACCUACUGAAACGACCAAAAGAGUGUCAGUCUAUUAGAGCUUAUUCUUCAAUAAAAUAAGGAGCUUUUUAACCUGGAAAACUCUGGCACUAAAAAACAAAACAUCUAGGACUGCUUAGCAUGUUAAGAAUGAGUCAAUUCUUACCUGUAUUCGAUUCCAUAAAAUUCCCAAAGACCUUCAUGUCGCGUUGCAAUCACUCUCCUCCAUUAACUUCUUUCCUCUCGUGCUGUUAUCAACGGUGGAAAUCGGAAGCUUAAGCAACGACGAGAACGGCAUAAAGCAAUAAGUCUAUUCAUUUAUUUACAACAUGUACGCGUAUGGCUGUCGCAUUUGCAAUUAUUGUUUUUAAGCAAACAAUUAAAAAAUUCCAACGGGUAAAUGCAAUGGUUUUAAGCUUUUGUUACAAAUGAAUCCAUGCACCCUCACGACUUAUUUGCAUAAUUUUACUUGACCAACCUUUCCAUUUCGGAAGUCUGGUCGUCAUUUUUCAAACAACACAAUCAAAAAGGGAAAUUUAUUAUUUGGCAAUUGUAUAGAAAUGAAACACUCUAGGCACCGAGUUUUUAAAGCUGUUCAAAACACCCGCUGCACCAGGUGUUUUAAAGAUUGCAUCGUUCACUAAUGAUUUCUCGCCUUCUUAUUAGCCUGCGUACAGACGUCCCCCCCUCCCUCAGGAAAAAUCGGGAGAGGAGUCUCCUCUCCCGAUUUUUCCUGAGGGAGGAGGGGACGUCUGUACACGGGCUACUUCUUAUUGGUCGCUACAAUUGUAGCUGUGAUAUGGUAGAUGAGAGUACAGUCCAUGGAAAUAAAGCGAUGGUGAUGUGAUUUGAUUUUCACUCUCUCAUCAGCCGCGCGAUUUUCGGAGGAACUGGAAAUCAAGCUGUCAAUGUUAUUGCGUUUUGUGGUUUCUCUUGAGUUUUAAAGAAUGGAGAACAAUUUUCAAUGAUCGGAACUCUUAUCGAUCAUAGAUGAUGUGGUCAAAAUAAGUUUUAAACAAUUUGACGCCAUUUCUGUGGUAGAUAACAGCACAUGUAUAGACCGUGGACAAUUGUUGUCGAUCCGCUUUUUAACAGUUACCCUUUUUCGAUUAUCUCUAUUCUCACAUGCUGUAAAUUGCGAUGCGUUAUCCGCCACUUUAGAAACAAGAGGGGAACUGCAUGGAGCCGAAAUAUGUCCCGCAAUUGCUUCUGGGAUCGUUACUGGUGACGCGUCGGUCAGCUAUUGGCCAAUUCUUUUCUUUGUACCUAGUAACAGUCCCAGAGGUCUUUGCAAAAGUGACUCGGCCCAGUUUCCUCCCUUCUAAAAUGGCGAAUGACAGUUCAGGUUUGUAAUUUUGUAAGUUCUUUUAUCCUUAUUUUGUGAUAUCGUUUCUCCCCUUUUCGGUCCUGGAGACAAAGAGCACGGAAGGAUACAGACUUCAAACUAACAACAUCAUUUAUUCAAUUUCAACUAUAUUCUAUGCAAUAUUUGGUGGCGCAAAACCCUUGAAGCCCUAAUAGAGUCUACCAUCUUAUUUUUCGUUAGAAUUUUCAUGCCUAAUCACCUCUAAAGGUGAGGUUACACGAGAUGAUUCGCAACGACAAUUUUUAGUGCAACACAGCGUCGCAACAUUGUUACGAAUAGUUGCAACAUUGUUCCAACAUUGCAACGCUGUGUUGCACUAAAAAUCGUCGUUGCGAACAGUCCCGUGUAGCAUCACUUUAAAGGUCAUGAGAAACGGAAAAUAUCGUUAAAGAGAUUCUCCACAUUGGUAUCAGAAUGGAGAGAAGUGCGGAGAAUAUGGAUACUGAUAUAAGGGCUAUUAGGGUUUAUUUACCAUUCUACUUGUGCUUAGCACUUACAUUCUAUUCCUCAGUACCUUUGUUGUAGAAAACUUUUAAUCAUCCAAGUUAAAUGAAAGUGUGGGCAUCUAUUAUUUACUUUUAAAAUAUUCUGAAUUACUAUAUACUACUUCUUCGUGCAACAAGGAAAUAAAUUUUCUUUAAAAGCUAAAAAUUAGCCCGUCUAGUUCAUAACGAGUAAACUACAUCUAACUGAAAUUACAUUUGGGACUGUUGCACUCACGGAAUCAAGCAUAUUCUUUUUUAUUUCCAGAAAGGCAGGCAACCUUUCUUAAAUUUGAGUGAGGAAAUCCUAUCAUAUUCAUAUUGCAGUUAACAUAAUUUACACACCACAAUCUAAUAAAGUUUUUACAACUGUAUGAGGCUAGCUAUUGCUGGUUUGCAAUUGUGACGUCAUGGAGGCCAUGUUGUGAUCAAGAACAAUAGCGUUGCUAUCCGCUUCGAAAAAUUUUUUUUAUUAUAUCAACCACCAACAUGGCAAACUAAGAAUUUUUUUAGAGUACUUCAUAUGUCAGAAACAUUCGUUCAUUCACGAGGAUACUUCACGUGAUGACUAACGUGAGCCAAAAGUCUGCAUUUCUGAACAUGCCGGGUUUGAAGUCUAUGAAAGCGAUGCUUGAAGGUAAAAUUUAAACCCAAUACUUGCUUACUCUUCCCUUCGUGAUAAGAAGUCUAUUCAGUACAUAAGAAAACGCGACAAAGAGCUUAGAAAUUAUAUUAAAUAAUUCUUAUAAUUCAUUAUGAAAGAAAGUAACUCAGCAAACAAGUUUCAAAUGUUGGUGAAGUUAGCUUUUGUACUCUUUUGAUUUGCACGUGGCCUCGUUACAAACGAAACUAAAUCUCUAGCUGCGAACCUGAAUUGGAAUACGCCCCAUAAUAAUAAUAAUAAUAAUAAUAAUAAUAAUAAUAAUAAUAAUAAUGGCAUUUAUAUAGCGCUUAUACAUCGCUGUUCUAAUGAUUGGCCUUUCAAAACAAAAAAUUGUUUAAUUGACCAAUCAGGUUGUGAGAAAAUCCAAAUCCAAUUCGUUGUCCUUUGAGGGUUGAGAACAAGCAUUUCAGCGUUGCUUCGUAGACGUAUUAACCGAAAUAAAACUACCGGAAUCGAGUUUUUGAAGCUGUUCAAAACACUCACCGCACCACUUGUUUAAACGUUACAUGGUCUUUUUUACUGAGCGAUUUCUUGCGCGUUUAUCUGUCGAGAGCUAUGGUCGAUGAGAAAACAGACCAUGGAAUAACGAGGACACUUUGUGGUGAUCAACAUAGAGUUCGUGCAACUCAACCUAGCCUGCAUUUCUGAGGAUACCGGAAUAAAAGUCUAUAAAAGCGAUGGCUCGCCAGCGAAAUUCAAACCUACUGCUUUAACACAAUGAUGUUUCCUUGAUGGCAAGACGUCUAUUUUGUGCACGAGAAAACGUGACUCUCAUUUCCUUCGCAAUAAAGAGUUUGUAUAGUUGUGCUAGUCUACGUCCUUCACUGAAAAGAACUUUGACCAGGGGCCUUUUUUUAUAUUCCCCAACCCCUGGGGUCACCUUUGCUCCGCCCGUUUUACAAUCUCCCUGGUUUACCGGUGAUCCUACCCAAAGGGGAAACUAAUGACAUGGGGGUAAGUGGAAUUAUGUGUAUGGAGCCUCAUUCACCCUAAACAUCGGCAUCCAGCAAUAUUUUCCUUGCUUAGAGUUGUUUCUCGUGUCAACUAUGCUUCAAGCUUAGACAAGAGAGUUUUAUUCUUUCUUGGCAUAGAAUAGAGAUCUUUACCCACAAUAAGAUUUAACAUUACGGUCAAUUACGUAGGCCAGAUACGAGCUCAAGAGGCUUGUAAAUUACACGACCCUCAAUAUAGAAGAGAAAGACUUUUAGUGUCAUUGACCCAACCUCUUACCGGCACGAGUUUAAUAUUCCUAAAGCUUAAUAUACUGAGCUUAGCCAAAAGAGAAUUACGCUAAAGAUAAGAACAUUGCAAGAGAAAGAAUAGAUGUCAACUAAACGAAUUCAUAUCCCCAGCGAUAAAAAUAAGUGGGGCGUAAAGAGGGGUCAGGGUAGUUACAACAUCCUGCGGCUGGCUUAUGCUGUGUUGUUAUUUGCCUAACGUCAUAAGCCCUACAGGAUUUGUAACAGAAACAAUUACGCUGUAUAGCCGGCCCUGUUAGGGACCUUUGACACUAUCAUAAUAUAUUAUAAACUUGUAUAAAUUUGGCCAAAAUUUUGUCUGCGGAAAACAUGAACAACUUAUUUGCUUUAAAACCGGUUUAAACCCUUGAAGGGAAGGGUGGGGUAUUGGUCCGUGGGUUAACUAUAUAAUAUGGCAAUAUAAUUCUUUCACGGACAUUUGUUUAGACUGUGUCAAGGGGGGUUACUCCAUUUUAGUACCCAUAUAUGUAUGUACCGCCCCAAAGGGUAUGGUGUUUGAGCCGUUUUGGUCUUAAAAAGGGUAUAUAACGAGUACAGUCACCCCCUCCCCUCAAACAAAAUAGAGUAGAGAGACGGGGCGGCAGUACACAGUCUAACAGAUGUUUCGCUUUUAUCUACGCCGCACUCGCACUUGAUUUAGCAUCCUUCAUAGUUAUGGUUUUCACGCAUUCUUGCUUCACAAAGGUUUUAGUCUUCAUCUUGUUAUUGAUCAUUUUACGUCUGGUUUAGUUUUGCAAUAAUUUGCAUUUAAAAGAGCAAACUAAAGCUGGCGGGACAAGGACUCUUACAACAUUGGUCGUGAUUGGCUCGUCGGCUUUGUUUCCGAGAAAAGCUAAAGACAGACAGUCUCAAGACUUCAUUGUUGGGUGUGGAGUGCAUGGAAGGUCAUUUUGCCUUUGUUCCUGAAGCCAUCAUGGAUCUUACAACCCUAUUUUACAAUCUUCGAGAAGAAGUGUCUUGUUCGCUGUGUUCGGACUUAUUUACGGAUCCUAAACAUCUCUCCUGUCUGCACAGUUUCUGCUUAAAGUGUCUGAAUCGAUGGUACGAAACGUGCGGCGGCGGACAGGCCUUUAAAUGUCCAAAGUGCCAAACCCUAAGCAGAGUGCCUGUGAGCGGUGAUCUAAAAGAUCUUCCAACCAGCUUCUAUUUGAACGGCUUAAUCGAUGUUCUUGCCAUCAAAGAAUGCAAGAAGACUCAAGUUACAUGCGGAAACUGCGACAAGAAGAGCUCAGAAGCUUCGUACUGUUUCCAGUGUUGCAUAUUUUAUUGCGAGCAAUGCCUGGUUGGUCACAAUAUGAUGCGAGACAAAAAGGAACACCGCGUAUUGGCAGUAAAAGAGUUCAAAGACAAGGACUACGAGGAUGUAUUGAAGCGACCAGUAUUUUGUUCAAAGGAACGACACCAGAAAGAAGAGCUUAAAUACUACUGCAAAGAAUGCGAGACAGCUCUUUGCCAAACUUGCGUCACUUUGAAUCACGGAGGUCAUGAUUUGAGAUUAAUUGAAGAAGAAGCCGAAAACAAAACACUCGAAAUAAAAUCUAUCCUUCAAUCGCAGAGAGAAGGGUUAGAUGCAAAACUAAACGUAAUUGCUCAACUAGACGAAGACUGUGAUAAAGUGAUUCAACAAAGUGAAAUCGCAAUGAGAGAUGUCCAAAGGUUUGCUGAUGGCUUGAUCAAAAUAAUUCAAUCAAAAAUGCAAAAUAUUAUUACCGCUGUGGAAAACCAAACGAAGAAGUCACUCGAAAGUUUAAAAGCAAAAAGAAGCGAGAUUCAGCAGCAGAUAAAUGCCACCGAAUCAUCACUGAAGGAAGCUGAUAAACUUUUAAAACGAAGUACCACCGCGGAAGUUGUUCAACUCAAAAAAUCACUGCAAACAAUUUUUCAUGGAUUGAAUCAAACCGAGCCUAUUGUUCAUGACCCCAGUAGUAUGCAAACUUUAGUUUUCGUGGAAAAUCAGAAGACGAUUGAUACUGUCAACGGGGAAGAACUUGGUUUCCUGUGCAUGGAAGAAGGUUAUCGAAAAAAACCGAGCGAAUUUUUUGCUGAAGGUAAAGGACUGAAAGAAGGAACUGUUGGGCGUAAAGCUCAAUUCAAUUUGAUCACAAGAAACGCGGAGAAAAAUCAAGGGUACAAUAAACAUGACCGUGUCACGGUGGAGAUCAAGGACAAGCAAGCACAAGAAUGCGUGACGCAAGUGCGAAUAGAUGAUAACGAAGAUGGGACCCACAAAAUCACUUAUUAUCCCAGAGUUCAAGGGACAUUCAAAUUAUUAGUUAAGGUAAACGGGAAACAUAUUUCUUGUAGUCCUUUUUCUGUGAUUUUAAAACCAUUUCAAGUCAAACCUGUUUUAUCUUUUGGAAAGGAAGGCUCCGGUGCUGGAAUGUUGAAGUUUCCUUGUGGGGUGUCAGUGAGUGAUGGGGACGAAAUAGUGGUAACUGACAACCAGAACCAUCGGAUUCAAGUGUUUGACAGUAAUGGUACUUUCUUAAGAUCCUUUGGUCACGGAGGUAAAAAUGCUGGAGAGUUCAUCUGCCCUAUUGGAAUAGCCAUUAAUAAAGACAGGAAUAUUUUGGUAGCAGACAAUAACAACCACAGAGUACAGAUUCUUAGUUGGGAGGGGAGGCACCUGGGUUCAUUUGGCGGCAAAGGAAGCCUUGAUAGUCAGCUCCUUAACCCUUGGGGUUUAUCCUUAGAUAGUACUGGUAAUGUUAUUGUUGCUGAUACAGGUAACAAACUGAUUAAGAUCUUUACCCCGGAUGGUAGGUUUGUAAUGAAGAUAGGUGGGCAGGGUUCUUUUAGUUAUCCUGUUCACUGUGUUCAGUGUGGUGAAUAUUUCAUAGUGUCAGACUCAAAUGAACACUGUAUCAAAGUAUUUAACAGGGAGGGGCAUUUUCAGUACAAGUUUGGUAAGAAGGGGGAGGGGGACGGGGAGUUUAAUUGUCCACGGUUUCUGUCAGUGACUCAGUCAAAGCACCUGUUGGUUUGUGAUGAGGGUGGUCAUAGAAUACAAGUCUUUGAACUAAAUGGGAAGUUUGUCGGAAAAUUUGGAACAAAUGGCAGCAAAUUAGGAGAAUUCAAUUCUCCAUUCUCAGCAGCUGUUCUAAGUAAUGAGCAAAUUGUUGUGUGCGACCGCGGCAAUCACCGAAUUCAGAUACUUCAAUAA